Messenger RNA from Ylistrum balloti, 1602 nucleotides. RefSeq lists its product as uncharacterized. Gene Ontology annotation, biological process: lipid metabolic process. The transcript is spliced from 5 exons. The coding region runs from base 52 to 831 and encodes 259 amino acids. Gene Ontology annotation, cellular component: membrane. Gene Ontology annotation, molecular function: oxidoreductase activity, acting on the CH-CH group of donors. The record is from RefSeq and is a predicted model, not a curated record. NCBI's taxonomy places the organism in Eukaryota, Metazoa, Mollusca, Bivalvia, Pectinida, Pectinidae.
CGAGGCCGGUAAACUUUGACCGUGUAUCGUUAUCUCAUUGUUUUGAUUGGUAUGCUCUUCGACAUGGGGAGCUCUUUAGGCAAGGCUGCGGCGGUAGACUUCGGGAUCCAGUGGGCAUGCUGGGCGGUAGCUGCGGUUCUUCAAACGGAGAAAUUCUAUGACUUAGCAGGAUCAAGCACAUUUUUCUACUUGGCACUGCAAAGUCUAAGAUGGAACAACACCUACUUCACCAGACAGAAGAUCAACACUGGAAUGGUCAUGACGUGGUCAGCCAGGUUAGGAUUAUUUUUAUUUACAAGGAUCCUUAAAGAGGGACAAGAUCGUCGCUUCAAUAAAGUUAGAAAUAAACCUAGUACAUUCUUUAUCUACUGGACCAUUCAAGGGGUAUGGGUGUUUGCUACCCUUUUGCCUACACUGAUCCUGAAUAGUAAAAAAGAGGAUAAACCGCUGACACGACGGGACUAUAUAGGUUACGGUCUAUGGGCUGCUGGUUUCUUAUUAGAAACCAUAGCGGACCACCAGAAAUCCCAGUUUAGAAGUAACCCUGAUAACAAUAACAAAUUUAUAAACCAAGGUCUCUGGCGGAUGGUCCAAUACCCAAAUUACCUAGGGGAGAUAAUGAUGUGGUCUGGGCUAUACCUGUCCUCGUCCUCUGUCCUUAAGGGCUGGGAACACGUGGGUGUUUUGUCACCCAUAUUUGUAGCCUACCUCCUCACAAACGUCAGUGGAAUUCCAUUACAGCAGCGUUCAGCCAUGAAGAAAUAUGGAUCCGACCCUGCCUACCUUGAAUAUCUGAAGACAACUCCAAAACUUGUACCUUUUAUUUGGUAAUGUGCCAUGAUAUUGAACAUAUGUGUGCAUCCCAGGUUUUAAACAUGACUGGGAACAAACCAUAUCCAGAUGCACAUUUGUAAAUGCUAAAGGAGUUAUGAACUAUCAAGCGAAAGCAAAAGAAAUUACGCUUGUGAAUUUACCAUACAGUCCAAUAGGAUUUUAUGGACAUUUUCUGGGACAUAUAUAGAUACUUUGUAUUUAUCAAUCAAGACAGAGAAAGUUUGUGUUAAUUGGUAAUGUAUUGUUUACCAUUGAAAGUUCAACUUUACAUUGUGGCUAUUGUCAGAGUAAAAUUCAUGAUCUAUGCAUUUAAAGGGCGUUAUUACACACCAUUGUUUAUAUGUUAUAUGUCAGUACAUUUAAAUUUGAUACAUAUGUUUGAUACAUAACAUUUGUUACAUAUCUAUUUUGUAUAGCAAUGUUUAUAUAUAUCGGGAAAAAAAAUCAUGUGGUUUGAUAAUUUUUUCCAAACCUUGCAAUCGGACAGUAGUGAAUUAUUUAUGUCUAAAAAAAGACGUCUCGGCCAUAAUAUGUAUUGCAAAACAAUUGUACGUAGUAUAAUGUCAGGUGUACCAUUCAUUUUACCUUAAUAUUCCGCCAUAAAUUUAGGGUAAAAUCUACAUUCGUCAACAUUUGAAAUGAAGGAGGUAUGUUGAUUGCUGAUGAAUUGUCACAACCAUCUUCACUACUUCUAAACAAUGUCUAUGAAUUGUUUUUGUGACCAUUUUCUUGAGGUGUGUAACGUCAAUAAAAUAGAUGUUCUUAUAA